Rubroshorea leprosula is the source of this 2582-nucleotide messenger RNA. The record is from the annotation of a GenBank genome assembly. Lineage: Eukaryota; Viridiplantae; Streptophyta; Magnoliopsida; Malvales; Dipterocarpaceae.
AGGAUCUCUUCCCCUCCUUACUUCUCCAUAUUUCGUUGUUAAUUAUCGCAUCGAAGCUGAUCCUUUGAUUCAGGGAAACGGGACUGAGAAAUCGAAGCAGUGGAAACAAAGAUCGAAGCUUCCAGCUGGGCUAAUUUUGCGCCACAGAAUACCUUUGCGAUGUUUCCGUAUUGCUUCAGACGCGUUAGCCAUAGCCAUGCUAGGAUCCCAUCGCAUGUGAGAGGAAAUCUCGGGAAGGAGGCAGGUUCGAGCAACGUUAACGAAUACAUCUUCAUGUGAAUGAGUGAAGACCCAUUAUUCUUGAUAAAAAGGGACGGUGGAGUAUGGCGGACUUGGAAAAUUUGCUUUUGGAAGCAGCUGGAAGGACCAAUACAGGAGUGAGAAACCGGCACUCACUUCCACCAUCUAGGAGGCGGCGGGAGGGUUCAUAUUCUGAUGGUGGGAGUGAUGAUUCUGAUGAUGAUCGUGGCUAUGGAAGCAGGAAGCCAUCUGGUUCACAAGUUCCUUUGAAGAAGAGGUUGGAAGCCACUGAUAGGGAUGAUGGUCAUGGCAGUCAAGGAGAAGGUGAUUAUGAUGGUGGUCGUUCUGAUCACGAGGGUGACAGCAGUGAUGAAUCUGAUGUUGGUGAUGAUCUUUACAAGAAUGAGGAUGACAGGCAGAAGCUUGCACAGUUGACUGAACUAGAAAGAGAGAUGAUAUUGUCAGAGCGAGCAGAUAAGAGAGGUGACAAGAAAUUUACUGAAAAAAUCAGAUCAAAACGUGACAAUGAGAAGAACAGUCAAUCCAGAAAAGAGACUCCACCUCUUCCAUCAUCCCGUGGUGUACGAUCAUCAGCCAGAUCUGCAGACAGGACCACUGCUAAGGAUGAUGCUCUCAAUGAGUUGAGAGCUAAAAGGUUGAAGCAGCAGGAUCCAGAGGCACAUGGUAAGCUGAGGGAUGCACCCAGAGGAUGGUCUGGUGGCAGGGGAUUUUCAUCAAUCAAGCAGAAGUCAGCAAGCCUAAGUAGCUCCAGUCAGAGUGAGAGUGAGAUUAGGUCUAACAGCGAAGAUGAAGGGUUGUCAGAGGAUGACGAAAUGGUUGACAGUGAUGAUGAUAGGAGCACUCGGGGGCCGCAAGGGCCAACAUUUGAAGAUAUAAAAGAAAUUACUAUCAGGAGGUCAAAACUUGCAAAAUGGUUUAUGGAGCCAUUUUUUGAAGAGUUGAUUGUAGGAUGCUUUGUGAGGGUUGGAAUUGGGAAGUCAAGAAGCGGCGCUAUCUACAGGCUCUGCAUGGUUAGAAAUGUUGAUGCCACUGACCCUAACCGACAAUACAAACUAGAGAAUAAAACAACACAUAAGUAUUUGAAUGUUGUUUGGGGCAAUGAGAGCACUGCUGCCAGGUGGCAGAUGGCCAUGAUUUCAGACUCCCUGCCACUAGAGGAGGAAUUUAGACAAUUGCUCAGGGAGGUGGAGCGACAUGGAGGUCGAAUGCCAACCAAACAAGAUGUGUUAGAAAAGAAAGAGGCAUUACAAAAGGCCAAAACAUUUGUCUACUCAGCUGCUACUGUUAAGCAAAUGUUACAGGAGAAAGAAUCUACUUUAGCAAGGCCAUUGAAUGUUGCAGCUGAGAAGGAGCGGUUGAAGAGGCAGUUGGAAAUCGCACAAAGCAAACAUGAUGAGAAAGAAGUGGAGAGGAUAAAAACAAGGCUGCAGCAAUUAGAGGCAUCCCGGCAAGCACAAGGGAAAGAUAAGAAAGCUAUCAGAUUGGCUGAGAUGAACAGAAAGAACAGGGUUGAGAAUUUUAAAAAUGCAUCAGAGUUGAAACCUGUAAAUACCUUGUUAAAAGCUGGGGAGGCUGGAUAUGAUCCAUUUUCAAGGAGGUGGACUAGAUCGAGGAACUACUAUGAUGCAAAGCCUCCAGGAGGAGAAUCAGCAGUGGGUAAUGGUGAUUCUAAUGGUGCAUUGCCUGGUGGAAAUAUUAAUGGAGCAAGGACAGAGGCUGGCAUGGCAGCUACAGCAGCUGCCUUGGAAGCUGCUGCUGGUGCAGGUAAGUUAGUUGACACAAGUGCUCCUGUGGAUCAAGGAACAGAAUCAAACAUGCUUCAUGAUUUCGAGGUUCCAAUCACAUUGAACACACUACAGAAGUUUGGUGGUCCUCAGGGAGCCUUGGCUGGAUUUAUGGCUAGGAAACAAAGAAUAGAAGCAACCGUUGGAUAUUGUGUCCCGGAGAAUGAUGGGAGGAGACAUGCUCUUACCUUAACAGUUGGGGAUUACAAGAGAAGAAGAGGGCUUCUUUGAAAUGUGAUGUUGCAUCCAAGCAGUGUCUGUUCAGGUAACGAUAUUUUAGUUAGAACUUUCAUUGCCAGCAUUGAAGUCUCUGUAAUUAUUCAGGAAUUAAAUUCGGAAAUGCAAGGCAAUGAAGUGUCUGUACAGCAAGGCAUUUCAGUAAGUAUCUUCUUAAUUAUUUUCUUCAAAUUUGUGUUUUGAACUUUUGAUGGUCAAUUUAAUCAUGAAUAAUUGUAAUUGUUGGAACAGGUCGGGGUAUUCUUUGAGGAAUUAUAUAGACCAAUCUAUUUAUAUGUAUCCUGGAUUUUUAUUUUUAUU